Heteronotia binoei (common prickly gecko) is the source of this 2629-nucleotide messenger RNA. RefSeq names its product kinesin-like protein KIFC3. Bases 450 to 2585 code for a protein of 711 amino acids. The transcript is spliced from 17 exons. NCBI's taxonomy places the organism in Eukaryota, Metazoa, Chordata, Lepidosauria, Squamata, Gekkonidae. The record is from RefSeq and is a predicted model, not a curated record. Gene Ontology annotation, molecular function: ATP binding; microtubule binding; microtubule motor activity. Gene Ontology annotation, biological process: microtubule-based movement.
CGGACAGCGAAGGAGGAGGCAGCACGGAGGAGGAGGAGGAUGAGGAAGGCCCCGGGCUGUUGGGGGAUGCCCCCACGCCACUCACAGAAUUCAGGAUCCUCAAAGAGGAGGCUGCCGCCAAGCUCUGCCUUGCCGAGAAAGGAUCGCCGGGUGGAAAGAGCCCCGAGUCCCCCCUUGUGUCGGUCGUGUCCCACCUGCUCUCCUUCCUGGAGCACUACGCCCAGCUGCAGCAGCUGCAGGGGAAGGCCGGGGAGUACCGCUCCCGCCUGCACAAGGAGGAGCGUCGGCGCCGCCAGCAGCUGCGGGGGCUGAAGAGGGCCUACCGGCAGCGAGUGCAGGACAAGCUCAGCCUCAUCGAAAGCUUGGAGGGCAUCAUCUCAGAGCAGCAGGGACUCCUGGAGCACAACCACCAAGGGAAGAAGCUGCCCUCCACCCGCCUGCUGUACCCCAUGGCCCCCGCAGGCGUGCACCAGCUGGUGGAGUCCAUCAGCGCCCUCCAAGGGGAGAGGAGCCGGCUGGCGGAGGAGGUGGCCAGCCUCAGGCUGCAGGCGGACGAGUGGGAGAAGGAGAAGCAGCGGCUGGCAGGGGGCUUUCGCCGUCAGAUCCAGGACCUGAAGCAGCAGAUUCAAGAGCGGGAAGAGGAACUGGAGCGUCUCCGCCUGGGCACGGGAGUGACAGACUCUGAGAAGCGGAUCCACAACCUGACGGUGGAGAACGAGGGCCUAAAGCAGAGCCUGGAGGUCACCCAGGGGCUCCUGCAGCAGCUAGUCACCGUGUCUGCUCAGCCCCCCGCCCUGAUGGCCAAGGAAAACGAAGACUUGCGUGCAAGAGUGCGGGAGCUGGAGGCCACUCUGCAGCAGAAGGUAGAGGAGCUGAUGGGCCUGGAGGUGCAGAUGGACAGGCUGCAGUGGCGCAAGGAGGAGGAGGUGCGCCACUUGGACGAGCGCCUGCGCGGACUCCGGCUCUCUCUGGAGGUGCACAAGAACCAGCCGCCCGAAGUGCAGUACAUCACCAAGACGGUGGAGGUGGAUUCCCCACGCACCCUGAAGGUUCUGGCGGAAGCCGAGGAUCGGAACAGGACCCUGAUGGCCCAGCUCUCCUGCCAGGUCGAGCGGUGCCAGAAGCUGACGGAGCAGCUGCAGAGCUCGGAUGAGGUGGCGGCUGGCCUGCGGCACAAGAUUUCUGCCUAUGAGUCUGAGAUCGCAGGGCUACGGCAGGACCUGCUGCGUGAAAUCCACCAGCUGGAAGCGCAGAAAGAAGAGGCCGUCCGCGAGGCCUCCCAGUGCUCUGAGCAGCACCUCCAGCACUUGCAGGAGCAGCUGGCAGGUAUGCGCCAGCGUCUGGACACACUCCAACCGCUUCUCCGAGGCAUGAAGUCUGACUACAACAGCCUGCGUGGACAGGUGCGCAGCUUUGCCGACUGCUACGAAGCUGCACUUGGUGAGGCCCGGCAACAGAUGUGUUCAGCCCUAGAAGAGGCCUCACAGGCCAACCAGUCACUGCAGGGGCGCUACCAGCGGGAGGCGCUGCUUCGCAAGAAAUGCCAGGACGAGCUGCUGGACCUGAAAGGAAACAUCCGGGUGCUGUGCCGCAUGAAGCCGCCGACUGGUACGGAGCAGCAGGAGGGGGAGGCGGGCGCCAGGGUGGAUGCCGACCCCACGGACGACGGCUGCGUGACGGCCUUCCACAAGGGCAAGGAGCGCUGCUUCAAGCUGGACAAGGUCUUCCUGCCCCAGGCCACGCAGGAAGAGGUCUUCCAGGAGAUCGAGCCGCUUGUCAUGUCCUGCCUGAACGGCUACAACGUCUGCAUCUUCGCCUACGGGCAGACUGGCUCCGGCAAGACCUACACCAUGGAGGGGGUCCCAGGCAACCCUGGGAUUAGCCAGCGAGCGCUGCAAGCCCUCUACCGGGAGAUGGAGGCCAAGGAAGGAGACUGGAAGUACACCGUCAGCCUCAGCAUGGUGGAGAUCUACAAUGAGGCAAUCAGAGACCUCCUGGCCAGAGACCCCCCGGAGAAACUGGAUGUCAAACUAAACCCCGAUGGGAGCGGCCAGCUGCACGUCCCGGGCCUGACCUGUGUGGAAGUGGGCAGCUUCCGUGAGAUCAAGAAGAUGCUCUCACUGGGGAAGCGCAACCGGAUGACCUCUUCCACCAACAUGAACGAGCGCAGUUCCCGCUCCCACGCUCUGCUCACCGUCACCUUCACCAGUGCCGAGCUGGCCACGGGCACCAAGAUCACAGGGAAGCUGCACCUGGUGGACCUGGCCGGCUCAGAGCGGGUGUGGAAGUCGGGGGCGCAGGGGGAGCGGCUGAAGGAGGCCCAGAGCAUCAACAAGUCCCUGCUGGCUUUGGGCGAGGUGAUCCAGGCGCUGCGGGCCAAGCAGGCGCACGUGCCCUUCCGCAACUCCAAGCUGACCUACCUGCUGCAGGACUCCCUGGGCAAGGGAAGCAAGACCGUCAUGCUGGUGCAGAUUUCCCCCUUGGAGAAGAACAUGGGGGAAUCCAUCUGCUCCCUGAAGUUCGCCCAGCGGGUGUGCAAAGUGGAGCUGGGCCCAGCCUCCCGCCGCGUUGACUCCUCCGCCUAGCGUGACGCCUGAGCCUGCAGAAUUCCUCCGGCCGGCCUCCUGGA